Messenger RNA from Sceloporus undulatus (fence lizard), 4378 nucleotides. It is a transcript of the gene SCARA3, whose product is annotated as scavenger receptor class A member 3. The record is from RefSeq and is a predicted model, not a curated record. The coding region runs from base 691 to 2457 and encodes 588 amino acids. NCBI's taxonomy places the organism in Eukaryota, Metazoa, Chordata, Lepidosauria, Squamata, Phrynosomatidae. The transcript has 6 exons.
CAGGCAGUUUGGGCAGAGGCCCAAAAAACAUCCUCCCUCCUUCUCCUUCGGACGCAAACAGGGCAAGGAAAAGGGACCCCGCUGCUGCCCACACUCCCAGCUUGGAGAGCAGUGCCCUGCCAGGGGAAAAGGGGCAUCUUUGGGCCAGAGAGGCUGCCACAGAGGGGACCCACACACUGGCCCUCUUAGGAGAGCUCUAGGAAGUUUGCUUGGGCUCUGGCCCAAAAUCCAAGAGGGAAGGAAGGAGGAAAGGAGGAGUGGAGAAGGAGGAGGAGGAGAGAAGAAGGGCAGCUUGCAGGCGAACUCCUGAAGAGCCAGACCUGGGCAGGCAAAGGAUGCUCCAGGAAAGGUGUGCGCAGUCGGCUUUGGUGGUGCUGGAGAUGGUGCACUGAAAGCGCAUAGAGCGUGGCCACUUGAGUGUGCCUCAGGUCCAAAGGAAAGGCCCCCACACCCUCCAGAGUGGAAAGAGCCAGGACCAAAGGAUGCCCUCUUUGCUAAAGCCCUAAAGCCUGGGCACGUUGUGCAUGGUCAAGAUGGGUCAGGUUGCAGCGCAAGCUUUGGAGAACCCUCUUGCCCUGAGAAGAGGCAUCUGGCACCAGCCCUGGAGCCGGCUGGUGCUCUAAGGAGGGUACUUUGCCCCCCCAGGUAGCACUUAGCCCAGGCCGCAGCUGGAGAGUUGGCAACAGGAUCAUGAAAGAAGAAAACUUCGCUGGCGAAGAAGAAGAAAUGCCCCCUUUCAGAUACAGGCCAAAUGGCCGGAUGAGGACCAACUGCAGCGAAUGCGAGAAGACCCUGACUCUCCAAACGUCCGUGAAAAUCCUCUACGGCUUCGUUGUUUUGCUCGUCGUGGCCGUGGUGGUCCUCGCGGCGUUGGUUUUUAAGAAGGUGGACUCCAUAGCCGGUGACGUUAACUCCGCUCAGACAUACUAUGAGAAGACACUUGGGUCGGUCCAGGAGAACCUUCAGGAGCUGGAUCAGAAAUCAGUGGGCAACUGUUCCCUCUGCCAUGACACCGGACGGAUAGGGCAAGGCAUCAGCAAACUGCAAGCGGAGCUGGAGGAGAUUCAGAAGAAGCUCUUGGCCCAAGAGGUGUUGCUGGACCGAGCUGGGCAAACCCAUCGACAGCUGACCUCCUCCAGUAACAAGCUCACCGACGAGGUGGACGCCUGCUUCUCCGCCAUCCAGCAGGUCAACCAGAGUUUGGGCCUCUUCCUGGCCCAGGUGAGGGGCUGGCAAGCCACCACCUCAGAGCUGGGCACCUCCUUGAAAGAACUCUCCCAGGAGCGCUAUGACGUCGAAGAGGUCGUCCAGCAGAUGAACUUCACCGUCGCGCAGACCUCCGACUGGGUCCACAUCAUUCAGAGGAAGACCAACGAGGAGACGCUGACCCUCCAGAAGAUUGUGGCUGAGUGGCAGGACUACACCCGGCUCUUUGGCACCUUGAGGGCCACCUCUUCCAAGACGGGCGAGCUGGUUAAGAGCAUCCAGACCGGCUUGAGCAUCGCCUCGCAACGGAUCAGCCAGAACUCAGAGGGGAUGCAUGACCUGGCCCUCCAGGUGAUGAGCUUACAGUUGCAGCUAGACAACAUCUCCUCCUUCCUGGACGACCACGAGGAGAACAUGCAUGACUUCCAGUACCACAGCCGGUACACGCAGAACCGGACAGCAGAGCGCUUUGAGACGUUGGAAGGCCGCAUGGCCUCCCACGAGAUCGAGAUCAGCACCAUCUUCACCAACAUCAAUGCCACCGACAGCCACGUCCACAGCAUGCUCAAGUACUUGGACGAUGUGCGGCUCUCCUGCACCCUGGGCUUCCACACUCACGCCGAGGAGCUCUACUACCUGAACAAGUCAGUCAGCCUCAUGCUGAGUACCACGGACCUCCUGCGGGAACGUUUCAGCCUCCUCAACGCCCGCUUGGACUUUGACAUCCGCAACCUCUCCAUGGUCAUGGAAGAGAUGAAAGUCAUCGACGUCCGGCAUGGAGAGAUCCUCCGGAACAUCACUAUCUUAAGAGGUGUUCCGGGCCCCAGGGGCCCCAGAGGUUAUCGCGGAGACCUUGGGAUAAAGGGGCCACCAGGAAGCAGAGGACAGAAAGGUGACCCAGGAAGCUUGGGACCGCCGGGGCCACAGGGGUCUCAAGGGCCUUUGGGGGACCCGGGACCCCAAGGCGAGAGGGGCCCCAUGGGUUCAAAAGGCCUCACUGGAUUCAAAGGGAACAAGGGCAGCUUUGGACAAGUUGGCGCCAAAGGGCAGGCUGGCCCGAAAGGAGACCCGGGACCCCAGGGGCCUGAGGGGGCACCAGGGCCAGCUGGACCAUCAGGGCCACAAGGGAAACCAGGCAUCCCUGGAAAGCCAGGGAAACCGGGCUUCAUUGGGCCAAUGGGGCCGAAAGGGGAUCCUGGGAUACAAGGGCGGCCAGGGUUACCAGGCCCUCCAGGGCCACCAGGAAUAUGAACCUCCCCUGCCUUCUCUUCCCAAAGAUGGCGGUGGACAGAUGAGAUAGACAAAGGGGCAACUGAGCUCUUGGACCACUACUCCUGUUUUAUUCCAGUAGGAGAGGCCAAAACCAGCCACCACCAGCCGCUCCGGCCUGGAUCCUGCCCUUAUUUAGUCUGUGCUUUCAAAGGCAGUUUCCAGCAGUUAAGGGGUCAUUCACACUGUGAAUCCAGGAUGAACCCAGGUCAAAUCUCCAUUCUUCGCAUGCAUCCCGAAUGCACACAAUUAAGUUUUUUUUGGGGGGAGGCUGCCAAAAAAACCCACUUAGUCUGGGAUAAUCAAUAUCAGGCUUUCCUCCCAAGUUUUUAAAAUAGAUCUGCAUUGCUGGUAGUGUGAAUAACUGAUGCAAAUAGACCCAGGAUAAAACACUUCGUACCAAAAAAAAAGGGCUUCCGAAUGCAUUCACAUUGUUGACUCCAUCUUUAUUCGAACACUUGCAUGUGUGAGCAACCGAACUUGCAGAGAUGCGCAUUGGUGUUGUUCCAUAGUGUGAAUAACAAACCCAGAAUGUGUGAGUGAGAUGAUUCGCAUUGUUGUGCUGAAAAAAACCAACAUCUGAAUGACUUUUUAGAGGCAUUUUGGGAAAUUGCUGCAAGCCACUGAAUUUUCUGCACUGGGGGAAAUGUCAAGGCAAAGCAUUGCAGCUGCUAUCUCCACCAAUCUUGCCCACCAUCUUUUUGCAAGCAACGGCCAUCUUUUUGCAAGCACCUUUGAUGCAACCACCGCUCGGAUCAUCCAUGCCACCCUGCACUUUUGGAGACUCCUUUGCUGCACAGGAGCAAGGACAACGAAAUAGUUGUAAGGACAUCUUGAAAGGAAAAGCAACAUUUGUACCAGUGCAUGCUUCAGAGAGUGUGCACAUAUGUACGUAAAGCAAGGGUGAGGACCCUGUCUCAGUCCGAGGGCCGGGCUCAGCAUCAGAUAAUUUCUUGAGAGCUGUUUUCCAGGGGUGGAUGGGGGCCAAAUGCAACAGGGGAAGAGCUCAAAAUGCAGACAGAGUUUAAUGCACACAGAGUUGAACCUCUAAGUCAGUGAUGGCGAACCUAUGGCACAAGUGCCAGAGGUGGCACUCAGAGCCCUCUCUAUGGGCACAUGUGCCAUCAUCCCAGCACAGAGUUUGCCAGAGCUUGUUACUAGAAAGCCAGAGGGACAUGGCACUUUGCAAUUAAUAAGUGGGGUUUGGCACUUGGCCUCAAAAAGGUUCACCAUCACUGCUCUAAGUACUUGGCAACCGAACCUAAAGAGAAAUAUUACAACUCUUAAAAUGGGAGGAAAAUGUAGACAUGCUGAGAAACCACUCUAAGGGGCUCUUCAGACUGGCCAUUAAGGCUGGCCUGGGGGUGGAGUCGGGGCGUCGCGUCCACCUGACGCAUGUCCCAACUCUGCCUCCCAGGGCGCCGUGACGCCACGCACCCACUGCACACAGAAUGCAGCAUCAUGGCGCUUCUCUGGUGCUGCGUCCCUAUGAUGCAGAACCGAAGGAGUGCCGUAUAGCUGUGGUGUCGUGGCUGUCAUGCCCUUUCCAGGGUGCAAAAAGGAGCCACGUUUGUGUCUCUUUUUCACACCCUGGAAAGGCUGAAUCAGGGAAGUGGCAUGUGGUUGCUGUGUCCCCGAUCUGGCUGAAGAAGGAGCGGCUGGACAGCCCCAAAGAUAGCCUCUUAGAGGCUGAACAAUCUGUCAUGACAUCUGGGCAGGAUCCACAAAGUAGAAAAAAGCCAACAGUGAAUUUAUAGGAGGAGAUAAUGACUCCCUGGUUAUCCCUGGGAUGAAAAAGAGUCAGGGGUGUGUUUGUAGCCACAGCGGCACUAACUAUUGAGGAGGAUACAAGUGGCUAAGAUUCACACAUCUUUGGACGUAUAUUUGGACAUAUAGCCGUCCA